AUGUCUAAUCCAAAGACAAUUAAGAAACGAGUGGUAUGUCCCUUCGAUCGAGUUGCGGUUUCAGGAAGUAGCAAGCUUGCGCAAACCAACGUCUUGGAGCCUCCCAAGAAUACUACCGUGGACGUUGACCCAAAGUUAAUCUACUUGUGCGGCAAGUACAAGAUUCCUUGGAAGAAGGUCAAAUCCAUUCAUUUCCUGGAAGAGGAUGAAGGCUUUGAGCUUCAAUCGGAAAAACACAAUGCCGUCGUCUCGAGUCCUCUCGGAAAUAACUGGCAGCACUGCUAUCGAUUGCUCCACAAGUACUGGCAAAAGCAACUGGAUCUUCGGGACCGCAAAUUGGAAGAACAAAACCAACAAGAAGAAGAGGAGCGACGUAGCAAGCGUCCCAACAAGAGCAGAGGAGUAUAUAGCAGAAGCAGCUAUACCACCAAAAAGUCCAAGUGGUUGGCCCUCAACGAGAAUCGAAACAAUUUUGAUGAAUCGGACGAUGAGGGCACCUUUAACAUGACGAGACCCAAGCGCAAGGCAUUGGAUGACGAGGAGCAAGAACAAGAGCAAGAACAGUCCAUGGGAGAAGCAGAGAAUGAAUUCGACAGUGUGCCAGUGCAAGGCGACGACGAUCACAAUGUCGAGGAUGGUGAUGAGGAGGAGGAGCAGAAUCAAGAGCAAGCCAUGGAAGAUGCCGUGGCAGCUGUCGAUCUAGCGGAACUGGAAAAAGAGGACAAAGAAGAAUCGUCGCAACCAGAAAUUCAAGAUCCAGAUACCGAACCAGAAGAAGCUCCCAAGCCACCAUCAAGAAAAAAGAAGCUCAAGAGAAAACGAGUCCAUCAGCAGGACGACUCGGAUGACGAAAUGUUUGGCGCCGAAAUGACGACGCCUAAUCUUCAAAGUCGAACCGUCUCUCCACAUACCGUUGCCAGAAAUCAUUUCGAUGAUGAUGACGACGACGACGAUGAUGACGACGAAAACGAUGGAGCACAACCAGUGAUAAGUAGCAAGGCUAACAAGACUGUCACUCCCGAAAUUACCAGCUUCUUUCCCGGGCGGAAGAAGGCCAAGAAAGUGGACACCCAGCAAGCUUCCGCACCUCCAUCUGUCAAGCGCAAUGCCCCUCCCAGCAAUUUCUUUGCCCCGAAACGGUCUACUGUGGCUUCUCCAAUGCCACCUUCCUCCGAGGAUUGCCAGUCGACGGUAGCGGCCUCGCAAACCCCGACCAUUGUGGAUUCCCAAUCGACCGUGGUGGCUUCGCAAACCCCGACCAUUAUGGAUUCCCAAUCGACCAUCAUUGCCUCUCCCGAGUCGUCAUCAUCAUCCUCCAAACGAAGUCUCGCCAAAGCUGCUGCUGCUGCUCAAGUGGAAUCGGCCAAACGAAAGAUAACCUUUCACAAGUAUGGCGGCAACAGCAGUACCAAAAAGGAGAAGUCCAUUGAGGAAGAGGACCCAUUGGUGGACUCUCCCCCGCGUUCUCUCAAUCGCACUCCGCCUUUUAGACGCAAGAACAUGCUGGGCAAGCGAACCUACGGCUUUUCCCAGAAGAAGCUGGACAAGGCCAGCAUGGCGUUGGAAACGGCCAACGUCAAUCAAUCUCCCAUUCGGCACAACUUGACGUCGGCCCUGCUCCUGUCGCCUGGUCGAAAAAAGAGAAGUACCAUGAAUGACAGCUUGGCUACCCUUAGUCCGUCAAGAGGCAGAACGCCCUCACGAUCCCCAUUGGCCUCGAGUCCGCCUCCAUUGCCCAUGCCCGACUUUCGGGGCAUCAAGAACAUUGGCAAUACCUGCUACAUGAAUGCAUCCUUGCAAAUGCUCUACUCGGUUCCAAGCUUUCUUGAGCAAUUGGCUUCUGGAGGCAAAUUGCCAAAGCACUCGGUGGUGUCGAGCAUCGUGGAACUCUUCCAAGACUUGCAACAAGUCAAACGAACCUCCGCCUCGGCUCGCGACAUCAAAAUGGCCGUGGACGACAAGACCAACAAGUUUCGGGGGUAUCAACAACGUGAUGCCAAUGAAUUCUUGGGUGACCUUUUGGAUACCAUGCACGAGGAGUUGGUGGAUGCAGAAACAGCAGCGGAGAAAGAAGUAAAGAACAAGGGAGACUAUCCAACCGACAAUUUCUUUCGGCUGGAUGUCGCAGUCUGUCUCAAGUGCAAGUCUUGUGGGUACACUAGAACCAAGGAGGAAAUGUACCGUUAUUUAUCGCUAGACAUUUUGCAAAAGGAAGGGGAUGAAAGCAGUAAGCCCAAUGUGGAACAGUGCCUCGAAGAAUUCUUCAAGCCCGAAGAUAGAGAGAUCAAGUGCGAAAAGUGCGACGAAGGAUUGGUCGCCGAGCAAACUAUGAAGGUUCUCUCCCGACCAAAGGCCAUUUUGUUGCACCUCAAGCGCUUUGCCAUGGUGGAGCAACCCCGCAAGGAUGGCGAAACCACGCCUUCCUUUGUCUUGCGCAAGAACAAGGCUCCACUCGAAUUGACUAAAUCAUUGAGUUUGGAUCCUUUCUUUGGGAAAGAAGACUCACAAGAAGGCCAAACCGAGGCAGCAGCAUCCAAACAAGAGUACAAGAUUCAAUCGAUCGUACACCACAUUGGAACUUCGGCCGAAUCGGGGCACUACACUGCCGAUGCUCUUCGCAAGGAUCCAAAGGACGAUUCUGGAAAGGGCAAAACCUGGGUAUCUUUUGAUGAUACUAUGGUGGAACAAGUAUCUGAAGCGGAUGUACUCGAAGACAAGCCAAGACGAAAGACAGCCUAUAUGAUGCUAUACACCCUAGGGCCUUGA
Cylindrotheca closterium is the source of this 2766-nucleotide messenger RNA. The record is from the annotation of a GenBank genome assembly. NCBI's taxonomy places the organism in Eukaryota, Bacillariophyta, Bacillariophyceae, Bacillariales, Bacillariaceae.